Messenger RNA from Triplophysa dalaica, 3891 nucleotides. It is a transcript of the gene ophn1, whose product is annotated as oligophrenin 1. The transcript has 24 exons. Gene Ontology annotation, molecular function: protein binding; GTPase activator activity. Lineage: Eukaryota; Metazoa; Chordata; Actinopteri; Cypriniformes; Nemacheilidae. The coding region runs from base 360 to 2762 and encodes 800 amino acids. The record is from RefSeq and is a predicted model, not a curated record. Gene Ontology annotation, cellular component: cytoplasm. Gene Ontology annotation, biological process: signal transduction.
CUCAAAAUGUGGCCCUGCCCACGUUUGCCAAUCCCUCCGUUUCCACAACACGGAAAAGUAUAGAAACCAAACUACUUUUUUGUCUUUAUCUGUAGUUUAAUGCUUUGGUUUGUCACUUUCUCGUUUUCUGCUGAGGUCUUGCGCAACACCGCGUGAGCACGGAGACAGUCACCAUUGGGGCGUUGGAUUCGUUUCUUGCACAUAGUCCAUUAUGCUAAAUAUGGGGAACUUUAUCGAAACUGAUUAACCGCGAUUAACUUGCUUGUUAUAACAAAGUUAUCGAACGACAGCUCUGCCGCGGUUUGUGUACUUCACGGAUAACAAAAGGCCGGUCAUCUUCAUUGAUCUGUGGGGUCAGAAUGGGGCAUCCUCCGCUGGAGUUCAGCGACUGUUACUCCGAUAGUCCCGAUUUCAGAGAGAGGUUGAAAUGCUACGAAAACGAGCUGGAAAGAACCAGCAAGUUCCUCAAGGAUGUUAUCAAGGACGGCAACAAUGUGAUCAACACGAUUAAAGAAUACUCGCUAGCUGUGCAGAAGUUUUCUCAGACUCUUCAGUCGUUCCAGUUCGAUUUCAUCGGCGACACUCUGACUGAUGACGAGAUGAACAUCGCGGAGUCAUUUCGUGAGUUUGCUGGUCUACUGCAGGAUGUAGAAGAGGGCAGAACGAUGCUGGUUCAGAACGCCUGUGACUUGCUUAUCAAACCUUUGGAAAAGUUUAGGAAAGAACAGAUUGGAGUCACGAAAGACAGACGAAAGAAGUUUGAGAAGGAGAGCGAGCGGUAUUACUCUCAGAUGGACAAACAUGUGAAUCUGUCCUCCAAGAAAAAAGAGACGCAGCUACAGGAGGCAGAUGAACAGUUGGACAAGGAGCGUCAGGCGUUUUACGAGUCAUCUGUUGAAUAUGUCUACCAGAUCCAACAGGUUCAAGACAGGAAGAAGUUUGACGUUGUGGAACCUGUAUUGGCGUUUCUACAGAGCAUCCUCACCCUGAACAACCUGACAGUGGAGAUGACACAUGACUUCCUUCCAUAUAAACAGGAGCUUCAGAUCAGUCUGCAGAAUACCCGUAACAACUUUGAGAGCACAAGAGAGGAGAUGGAAGAGCUUAUGAAGAGGAUGAAACAGUCGUCUCAGCUCUGUAUUAGGCACGGCCAGCAGUGGACUAAGGAAGGAUACAUCUAUGUGCAAGAAAAAUGGGCUUUGGGUGUAACCUGGGUGAAGUAUUACUGUAAAUACUUUAAGGACAAUAAGACAUUGGUUAUGGUGCCGAUGGAGCAAAAAACAGGAACCAGACAGACCACAAGUCAGCUAACACUGAAGUCCUGUGUACGCCGCAAAGCUGAUUCUAUUGAUAAACGCUUCUGUUUUGAGAUUGAGACAAAUGAAAGAUGCAGCCCUGUCCUGCUCCAGGCUAUUUCUGAGGCCAACAGGAAGCAAUGGAUGGAGGCCAUGGAUGGGAAAGAACCAAUUUAUCAUUCUCCGAUUCAAAAGCAGGAAGAGAUGGAUCUGAAUGACCUGGGCUUCAAGUUCGUCAGAAAAUGCAUUAACUUUGUGGAAACAAAAGGGCUGACUCAGGAAGGGGUCUACAGGACUGUGGGCAGCAACAUCCAAGUACAGAAACUUCUGAAUGCCUUCUUUGACCCGAAGUGUCCAGGUGACGUAGAUUUCAAUUCGAAUGACAUGGACAUUAAGACCAUCACAAGUGCCUUGAAAUUCUAUUUGCGGAGUCUCAGUGAACCGCUCAUGACCUACGGUCUGCAUCGGGAACUGAUUUUAGCAGCAAAGUCAGAGAAUCUGGACUAUCGGUUAGGGGCGGUCCACUCUCUUGUUUACAAACUUCCAGAGCGGAACAGAGAUAUGCUGGAACUGCUAAUCAAACACCUGGUCAGCGUAUGCAGCCACAGCGAUGAAAAUCGGAUGACUGUGUCAAACAUGGGCGUAAUAUUUGGCCCCACUCUCAUGAGAGCGGAGGUGGAGACGGUGGCGGCCAUGUUGGAUAUAAAGUUCCAGAACAUCGUCAUGGAGAUCCUCAUCGAGGACUACUGCAAGAUCUUCAGAGGUCCUCCAGAAGAAACCAUGCCGCCUCCUGUUCCGCCUCCGAGGGUGUCGCCACGAAGACGGCAGCCAAUCACGAUCUCGAAACGCCCUCCUCAUCUUUACCCUGCCCUUCAGCCGCCCAUUUUCGAGAGACGAGAACAAAACGGUGCCAAUCAUAACGGUGGGGUACCCGACGGAGAUACCAGCCUCACCAACCCAAUUCCUCAUCAGAGAACCAAACUGGUACCUCCUUCCGUCUCUCCUCCGUCAGUCCCACUCUCUCCGACAUCUUGGAAGCCCAAACCUGCUCUACGGCCCUUGGAUUGUGACGUUUCCAAACUAGACGUCAGGAUACAAGAGAGUCAGAGGCAGGACGGUGCGGUGACGGCCAACGGGGAAUCGGGCACGAAGGUGAACCGGGCUCAGUCUUUCCAGGGCAGGAGGCCGCAGCUAAAAGGGACAACCGGAGACCAAGUAACAGGAGAGGCUCAGGGGCUAAAGGGACGAUCUUUCUCAGAGAAGAGUUCCAUCUGCCGGCCACCCACUCGACCGCCAGACCCACCCUCCCGAUUCCCUGUGAAACCUCACAAUGAAGAGACAACGGCCUCGUAUGUUGCCUCCAAAACCAAAUUUUUUGAGAACGCUUCCAAGCAGAUUGGAAGCUCCAGUCCAAUUUCUUCUGGUAAUGCCUCACCUGCAGCCUCCAGAGACGAGAACACUAAAUAAGAAAUAACUUCCAGUCAAUCGACUUGUGGACCAAUUAGCACACAGCUGCGGUCAAGAGACUCUGUGUAUGUGUGUGUUUGUGUGUCUAGACCUGGUAUAGUGAGAUAAAUUAUUAAUGUUAUUGACAAAGAAUCAAUGUACAGCCCCUCAAGUUUUGUUUUUGUGAAUGAUUUUGGGUACCAUUUUGUACUCCUCGCCACAUUCCGCACUCGCUUACUUUGUAAAAAACGUCUUUGAUCCUUACCUCGGUUCAGAGAACAAACACAAAGUGUUUUAACAGUUUGACCUCCCUGCGAACAAUGGCCAUACUUCCUCCCUUUUGCUCCUUUCCGUAUCUCCAUUUUUAUGAGUUUACAUUCUCGUUCCUGCACACAUGUAUGUUGGCACUACAGCAUUCACUUUAAGAAAGACUGAAGGAGGAUCCGCCCUGAAUGUAUUAUAUAAUAUUCAGAAUCAACACUAAUCAGUGUUUAAUUACGCUGAAGCUGAACACGGAUCUAUUAAUUAUCUGUUAUUAUCUCAGUAAUUAGUAACUGGAAGGAGAUGAAUGACCCGGGCUCGGAUUCUAAAUGUUUUUGACAAGAAAAGUAGUUACGGUAAUUGCAAAGUGUUUCUCCUUUCAUCUGGUGGGACACGCCUGUGGUGUUCCUCCAGCAAACCAGAGAGAGGAACUUUCAUUACUCGACAGCUUAUUCUUUUCAAUAGGCUUCGCCAUCCCUCAAUUUUUAAAUUAUCGGUCAGCCUUACUGAUAAGAGAACUCUUUAUUUAGCUGAACCGGACCUUUCAGAACUGAAGUCUUUAUUUUUGACCGAAAUGUCUUUGACCUUUUAUUCCGGAUGUUUACUUUGGUCAAUGUGAAUCUUAAAUGUAUGUGAAGGUGAAAAUGAAUGGAUAUAUAUGUUGACAUAGUUGGAAUUUUAGGACCGUACUUUGGUUGGCAGGAGCUCAGUUUUACAUUGAAAGCACAUUGUGGUGCUUUCCUACAUAAUAAUGUUACAGCUUAUUUCCAUGUUUUAUGUUUACUCUGUUGAUGAAUGUAAUUGUAAAUAUUUUACUGUGUGUCUUUAGUUUCGUAUCAGUCACUAAACCCUGUUUUGUAUUUGUGUUGGAAUAUACUGCUGCAAAAAC